Messenger RNA from Argiope bruennichi, 8028 nucleotides. RefSeq names its product sodium-dependent neutral amino acid transporter B(0)AT3-like. NCBI's taxonomy places the organism in Eukaryota, Metazoa, Arthropoda, Arachnida, Araneae, Araneidae. Gene Ontology annotation, cellular component: plasma membrane. Gene Ontology annotation, biological process: sodium ion transmembrane transport. The transcript has 10 exons. The record is from RefSeq and is a predicted model, not a curated record. The coding region runs from base 739 to 2832 and encodes 697 amino acids.
UCAUUGACUUUCAAAGAACUGAUUGUGUUGAAUUAUUGACUUUGACUAAUUCAUGAAGAUUAUUAACGGCAAUUAAACUUACAAUCUUCUGUCCAAACAUUAUUGAAGUGCCUCUAACGUAAGUUGCUGCCAUUUUCCAUGACGUGAUUCGUUAUAUAUUUGAAACACAUGAAGAAAAGAGAAAUUUUUACAUUCUUUUUCACUUUAAAAAACAGCCCGGUGUGCCUGAGAGACAAAUUUAUGAGAUACCAGAGUCUUCUUUGAAUCAAAAUCUUUAAUAGAGUCCAACAUCUGUUGGCCGCAAGCAUAUAUUAUAUUGCAUUACUCUUUAUUCAUUGAAACAACAGAAGAAGAUGAAUGAUCAACAAUUGAUUUGAAAUUCUCAAGUGGAAAAAAGGAAGGAGUGUAAAACAUAUUCAAAGAUUAGUAUUGCUUUAUACAAGAAUGAAUCUCGUGGCGAUGCCAUUUUGAAGUAACAUACAAUCGAAAUUCCGAAGAGAACACUUAGUAUCGAUAAAGUGCAUGAACAACAUCUCAUGAGAUGUAGGCCCUAUCACGUAGCUUAUCAUGUAUCUUUAUCUUCUCUUUAAUAAGUGUUACUUAAUUUAGGCAAAUAUCGGAGGAUGUGAUCUGUACGAACAUUACGCAUUAACCUCUCACCCCUCUGCCCAGCCAAUUAACCCUAGGUCCUGUAAUGACCCCGGUUCAAACCUAGGUCCUACAAGCUACAAACCAAACAUGCAGAACCUAAUGAGGAAGCAGUAUUCCAAGAGCGAACUGCCCGUUGGCGAAAAGAUGGAGCUGCGGGAAAUGCAGGGGCGCCUCAUUGGUGACAAUGGGGACGCAAACCCAGCAUACGGGUCUACCAACAUCGCCUUCGACAUGAGUGAUGUGAGUCCGGUACGUCCAGGUAGGAUGACGGUGGACAUGGUGUCAGCUGACGAGAAGUCAGAGUUCAGGCCAGAGAGUGACGACACCCGAGAAUCCUGGGAUUCCAAACUGCAGUUCAUGCUUGCUACGAUUGGAUAUGCUGUAGGAUUGGGAAAUGUGUGGAGAUUCCCGUACUUAGCACAGAAAAAUGGAGGAGGCGCCUUUCUGAUACCCUACUUCAUAAUGCUGUUCCUGGAAGGAAUUCCUUGUUUCUAUAUGGAGCUGGCGGUGGGGCAACGCUUGCGUAAAGGCGCCAUCGGUGCCUGGAACUUCGUCUCUCCGUACGUGGGAGGAAUCGGCAUAACAAGCGCCGUCGUCUCCUUCAAUGUCGCCCUCUACUACAACACCAUCAUUGCCUGGUGUCUGUAUUAUUUUUUCCAGAGCUUCCAAAGCCCUUUGCCAUGGUCCGAAUGCCCGAGGACGGAGGGGCCGAAUCACACGUGGAUCAAGGUUCCAGAGUGCCAGAAAAGCAGCCCCACCGAGUACUUCUGGUACCGUCAGACGCUGGACAUCAGCGCCAACAUCGAGAGUCCUGAAGCCUUCAACUGGAGAAUCGCCCUCUGUCUCCUUCUGGCCUGGUUCUUCUGCUACCUCUGCAUGGCCAAAGGAAUAGCCUCCUCAGGAAAGGUGGUGUAUGUGACAGCCACUUUCCCCUACUUGGUGUUGGUCAUCUUUUUCUUCAGAGGGAUCACAUUGGACGGAAUGGAGAAGGGACUCGAACAUCUCUUCACGCCCGAUUGGUCGAAGCUGGCUGAUCCCGUGGUGUGGCUGGAGGCAGGUACACAGAUCUUCUUCAGCCUGGGUCUUGCUUUUGGUGGGCUUAUUGCCUUCUCCUCCUACAAUCCAGUGCACAACAACUGUUUCCGGGACGCCCUUACCGUCUCCAUCUGCAAUUGUGGCACUUCCAUGUUCGCCGGCAUCGUCGUCUUCUCGGUACUCGGUUUCAAAGCCCACAGCAUCCAUCAACGUUGUGAACUAGAUCGAGAUUUAUUGUUGCAGCCCAUGUACCAAAACACAACCAUCCCUUCUGUCAUACCCGAGGAUGUCAUCAACCACCUGCGCCAGACCAUUCCCAAUCUACCUUUUGAUUUUCCAGAAUGUGACAUACAGAAGGAGUUAGAAAAGAGUGCCUCUGGCACAGGCUUGGCCUUCAUUGCAUUCACCGAGGCCAUCAACCAGUUCCCCGGCGCCCCCUUCUGGUCGGUGCUCUUCUUCCUGAUGCUCUUCACCCUCGGCAUCGACUCGCAGUUCGGCACUCUCGAGGGAGUCAUCACUUCCAUCGUCGACAUGAAGCUCUUCCCUAACGUCCGAAAAGAGAUACUCACCGGUUUAACGUGCCUCUUAUGUUUCUUCCUGUCGCUCAUCUUCUCACAAGGUGGGGGCAACUACGUGUUCACUCUGUUCGACAACUACAGCGGGAAUUUCCCUCUCCUCAUCGUCGCCUUCUUCGAAUGCAUUGCCAUCUCUUACAUCUAUGGUCUGAAAAGGUUCAGUGACGAUAUCGAACUGAUGACUGGCAAGCGACCCAGCUGUUACUGGCUGUUCUGCUGGAAAUAUGUGGCGCCGGCUGCUAUGUUGACCAUAUUAACUGCCUCUUUCGUCCAAAUCGCCACCGAGGGAAGUAGCUACGAGGCUUGGGAUAAGGAAACGGCCACCACCGUGAAGCAAGAAUGGCCUGGCUGGUGCCACUUCGUGAUUUCUUUCCUGAUUUUGGUCGCUGCUAUUUGGAUUCCGCUGGUGGCGUUCCUGGAGGCAUGUGGAAUCCACCUGUUGCCUCCUGAAGAACCUUCCUGGUUCCCCGCCGAAGAGCUUAGGGACUACCAUGGACUUAUUCCCCACAAAGUGACAGACCUCGAAAAGUGCCUCUUCUGCAUGAAGGACGACGAGCCGGAAGAAAUGUGAAGAAUCUUCUCUGAUGGAAUGAAGCGUCAUCAAAGAAUAUUAUCCUACUUGUGGUGGAAUUUUCUGCCCUUUAAAGGUCCCUUUCCUCGUGACUUACGUCGUGUUUUUUGAGUAAUUAUCGUGCCUGUGAGUUUUCAGUAUUGACAGGAGCAGAAGAAUACAAGGACAUCUACCACAUUUCAAAGGAAUGAAGUAGCAGGCUAGCGAAUUACUGUUUCUAUCUAAUGAAAUGAAUCUAUUGAUAUCAGAGAUUUGUUCUUUCAGAUUCCUGUAUGAAAUUCAUGAUAACACAAACCGGAAUUCAAGAUAAUUUAUUGUCUUGUAUAUGAAGGAAUAAUCAAUGUGAGGGCUUUAACCAGACUGUUGAAAAGCUUCUGAGACGGAUAGCAUUGUCUUUUUAAAGAGUUAUAUAGAAAACAUGCUUGUGAAGCUACAAUACAUUGUGUAGAUGAUGAAUAUCGAAGGAAAACUUCAAUACUCUUGAAAAUUUGUCUCUUCCUUGAUACAUGUAGAUCGAAAGAUAUGCCUGGAACUUAUAAAUGUAACGUGAAACAGAAAAUACUUUUUCUUCAACACAUUAAAUAUCAAUUUUCUGCGGUUUUCUGUUGAAUAAUUAGAAGACUGGAUGUGCAAUACGUUGAGUUUGGCAUCUUUUAUAGGUAGAAGGUGCCCGGAUACAUACGACAGUACAUCGUUAUAUUGUUACUUGUUUAGCACUGUAACCGUUAUCAUUGUUAUCUUGAAGCAUUAUAAAAUGUAGUUAAAUUGAAACCCAUUCCUAAAUUAGAAACCAUAUCAUACCUCAUUCAUUCAUGUAACUAGACACAUCUUUUUAUGUUAAAUGUUUAUUUAAUGUAUUCCGUACUUUUUAUUUUGUAAGCAAAUUUUCCCUUUUUCCUUUACUUUUCGAUGUUUGGAUUGAAUUUUGAUUUUGGUUUCUUUAUAAACUUUCAAUUGUAAAAAAUAAUCUGUUGCCUGAGAUUUAAAUUAAUUUUGAUGAGCUGUGAUUUUUCCUUAUCACAUAUAUCAAAAGUUUCACCUUUUUCAUUGAAUGUAAAUAUUAUGUCUUAUGAAUUUAUGAAGAUUCUCUGACCAACAUUAAUGACAAUUUUUAUGGAAGAUAAGAUUUCCAUAAGGAAAAGAUUCUAAGAGAAAUAUUCCAAAAGCUAUAAGUUCGUUUACAGAGUUUACUAGAACUUUCAUCCAAAAGUGAAAUAUUUUUCUGAUGGUUCAAGGCAGAAACAAUUUAAAUAUGUUGAACAGAAUAUGUAAAACCAAUAUUAAUAUCUUGUUUGGAUGAAAAAUAUCGAGUUGUUUCUGAUUCGCAGAUAGAUGAGCUGCCUUUUUCUUGUGUACAAUUUUGAAUAUGAGUGCCAAUUACUUGCACAUCAUGUCCAAAUUAAGCUUAACAUAUAGCUUAUUACGAACUACAAAUGGACAAUUUUUUGAACAUUUUAUUCUUGAAAUGUAAGUAUAUGCCUUCAGACAAAAAAAAAUCCAUCUAAUUUCUAUUUAUCUAAUAAAAUUAUGUUUAUUUUUAUUUAUUUAAAUUUCUAUUUAUUUUAAUAGAGAUAUACUUAUAGCUUGUGAAAGAUAUUAGAUAUGACUUGUAAAAAUCAUAGUCAUCAGUCUAGGAAAGAUUAUUAUAUAUUUGAGUUUUAUAACUUUUUUUUUUCAGUAAAGUAUCUUCAGUUUUGAAUUCAUCUAGUAUUUUGACCCACGAAGUCCAAAUAGCAAGGUUUGUCUUUAGGAUGGGAAAAUGAUGAGCUCGGACACUGUCACGAAUACAAUAUGUAGGCAGGUCUGUUUCGCAUCAAAUUUGUAUUGGUGGUCAAAGAUUCCGCUGCUGACUUAGUGUGGAAAUGUAUAUCUUUCUAGUACCGCCCUCAUCAUCUAAACGAGUUCCUAGAUCGGGAGAUCCAACCAAAUGGUCUUCAUAUUGUUUCAAAAGAGAAAUAAAUCUAUUAAGAAAUCAAUCAAUCACUACCCAUUUGCUGGCUCUUAUUUCCUUUAUACCUUUACAUUGAAAUAAAUAUUUCACCUUAUUUAGCUAAGCUAGGAAGAAUAAAUUCAGAAAUAACCAUAAAUCCUUUCCGUUUUAUGUUAUUUUCAUUUGGCAAUUCUUGAAAUGUUUUUCAGUUUUGGUAGAUAAUUACUUAUUUGUGAAAAACCGAAGUAUGGCUAAUGCGUUCUCUUAAAAGAAAAACUGAUUACAAGAAAUUGUUUAUUAUUUUCAUCAUCAAAUCCAAAUCUAAAAAUUGUACACAUGCUGCGUUUUUCUGCUUUUAUUCCUUCAGUGACAACUUGAAAUGUUUAUACCGUUAACGUCAAUUACAGUUUCUUCCUUUUCUUUUCAAUGCACGAAAUUUCGUUCGCCUCAAAUGUAAGAAAUCCUUUAAUGAAUUCUAAGUUUAUAUAUUUAGAAAUGUUUUAUGGUUUUGAUACAUAUGAAGAUUUUAUUUAACUUUAAUUUCACUGUCCUUAGCAACUUUAUUGCAGUUUUUAGUGCACGUAUCUGACCUGUUGAAACACUCUGAGCUCUCUUGAACCAAUCAGCAAAAGAGGAUCUUGUCUUUUUCUUAAUCUCUCUGAUCGUUGUGCACUUAAUCUGAUCAAUGUUUGGAAAACAUUUUUUCCAUUCUAUAUGUACACUUGAUGUUUCUCAAUGUCCUUGAGGCAUACACUCCACUCCACCCUCUUCAUUCUAGGGGAUAAGUCGAUUUUUUCUGCAUUACAAUUGUUCGCACAUAUCCUUGAUCUCUGUACCCAAAUUCCUGAAGACCAUCGUCAUAUAAAGUUUGAAAAGUUCAGUGGCAAACGUAAAUAAAGGGAUCGGUGUUGCCAAUUAAUUCAGAAAAUCCAUUUUGUUUAUUCCGUCAGCUAUCUGAUCACCUUAAGCCAUGUUUUGUACCACUGCCUGCAAUAUUAACUUCGUUUCUUGGCGUUAUUUUGGAGAUAGGGUGACUUAGCAUCUUUAAAUAGAAAAAGUGUUAAAAAAUCUGGAAUUCAAAAAAUGAAAUGAGCAUUUUCUUACAUCUGUUUGGAAAUAUACUGUUAUCCAUAAUAUUAAUUCAUACUGAAUUUUUUAAAUUAUUAUAUGAAGAAUUGGAGAUAAAUGAAAUGAUUUUACUUAAAAAUUGCAACUCAAAUCUUUCCAAAUUAAUAAUAACAAUAAAAAUUAAUUCCCGAUACUCUAAUGACAUAUUUUUGAAGAAAAGAAUUUUAGAAAUUGACACGUAUGACCUGCGAUUUUUCCUAAAAGUAAACAAGGCAGGAAUAUAUGUUGUUACCAAUCAAUAACAUACAUUAAUUUAAACAAUAAACUUUUAAUAUUGUCCAUAUGUCUUAAUAAUAAUGUUGAGAAUGUCGGAUAAUAAUAAUGUUGCAAAUUUAGAAACGAUAUCGCAAAUUUAUUGUAACCUUUAUACAUUUAGGGAUAUAUAUUAAAAAUCGGCACACGAUGUUUUUGAUAAAAAAAUAUUUUAAUCAAUCAACAAGCCUUUUAAAAUAGCGUAUUAUAUAAUUAAUAGAUUAUAAAAGAUUAUGGCGUAAUUUCUGUUAUAGCUCAAAAAUUAAAUUUAUAAAUUAUCCAAAUUAAAACAUUUAAAGCAUAAGCGUUCUUUUUAAUUUGAUAGUCAUAUUCUAUAUACUAUCCUUAUCAAAAACCUAACAGUAAUAAAUGAGAUUUUAUAUCGAAUGAAAGAGAAGGAAUUCAAUCCUUAAUAGAUUCGGAUUAUCUUUCAAAAAUUUAUUCGGUUGUGUUGCUAAGGUGAUCAGAUAACAUCCAAUUUUUGUGUGGGCAUUUACCCUAUUCUAAUAAGCCACGUUUUCAUCUAGACCUUUAAAGCGAAUGCAUUGAUUUCUCCAGUCACGAACUCCCAGUAUGCACGGGACGUUGCUGAAACAUUUUCGAGUCAUUCUGACGCAACGUUGCUGUGAUAACUUACUUGGGAUAUGAAUGUUUAUUUUUCUAUUUUGCGGGCAGAAUCAAAGGCCGACUUCCUUUCCUAAUAGAUGGCACUAUAGACGCACCACGUUGUAAAAAAAUACAAUAACAACGAAUAUAUAUUCUUCGUGGGUUUUUUUACAAUUGCUCUUUAAAAACAGGAAUUAGGGAAGCUAAAAAUUGAGACAGACUGAUAUUGAAUUGAAAAUAUCUUUAACAUAAAAGCUGUGAUUACCGAAAACAAAUGCAUGUAACUCUUUCAAACUUAUUCUAAAAUAAAAUAAAAAUCUGAGAAGUUAACAGUAAACAAAAUACCACCUUUUUUUUCAAAAUUGAUUUGAAUAUUGAAAAAAUGUAUUUCGAUAUACUUGAAUAAAAUUCUGAUUUCUUUUUUCUUUAUGAAACUAAAGUGACCAGAUCGUUUAUUACUUGAAAAUAAUUAUUUCAUGUAUUUUUUUUUUUUUGAGAUAACGAAAGAUAUAUAAAAAAAUAAACCUUUGAAGAAUUUUCCUUUCCCUUAUAUAUUUAUGAUUAAAAAGACUUGACUUUUAUUUUUGAUUAAAAUUUUCAAAAGCUGCAGUGAUAAAUAGAUAAAAAUAAUUAUUUUGUGAAAAAAAAUUAUCCUUCGUAUACUCCGGAUUCAUACACCAAAAAUCACCAUACCCUGAUUAUAUUCCCUAAUGGAAACAUAAACAUGAAAUAUUUUUUCCCCUAUAGAUAUCUACCUGUGUUAUCAGAAAAACUCUAUUAAGACGUCUCGGAUUGGGCAGAAUGACCUCUGUUUUAGAUCUUUUUUGACCCCUUAAUAUCUUUUCACUGCAGUACUUGAAGCAUUCCGGGUUUAAAGUUAGAAAAUCUGGUUACUUUAGGGAAACAAUAAUUUUUUUUAUAAAGGAUUGUUUCAUAAAGAAAGGAACAUUGCUUAUCUCUUCUUAAUCAGAUUUUGUAGUAUUUCAAUAAAAAUGAAGACUUGUGUAUUAUUUUGAAAUUAACUAUAUAGUAAUGAUGUAAGAUAACAAUAAAGUACAGAUGAAAAAUAUAUGUUGGUGAUUUCAAAAAGUGAUUCCUGUUUUUGUACAUCGUGAUUUAAAUUGAACUGUUUUUGUUGUUGUUGUACAUAGCCAAAUGUUUGUGAAUGUUGUUGUUAUUAGAGGAGUCUCUAUACAUAGAAUUGUACAUGUUAGGAAUAUUUUUGUUGACUACACUCUGUGUAUUGUAGAAGAAUGCAAUUAAAAAAAUUGCCCAUUCGA